GAAAAAAAUCCCCUCUUUCAAGCUCAAACUGUAGAGCGCAGGGAAGAGGGUGAUGCUGCUGCUGGUGCAGAUCUGUUUCUGGUGUAGAUCUGUUCGUGGAGAUGGUAAAGUACAGAGGCUCUUCCCUCAUGAGAACCUCUUCGACAACCAAAUUCCUCUCUCGUAUGAAAUCUCUCAAGAAAAUUGCUCUUCACGUUGUCGUCCUUUUGGCCUUUUCAAUCUUGGUUUUCGUCUUCAAAACUCAGAGCAUUUUGGAAGAGGUGCUUCUACUCUCCCGGUCCCAGGAAUCUGAGUCUGAGUCUCAACAUUUGCAGGCAUCUGUGGGAAAACUUUGGGAUGCUCCCUUUAGUAAUGGUUUACAUCCAUGUAUCAAGCUCUCUGCCAAGUACGAAGUUAUGCCAUCUGCCCUAGGAUCUAACCGGUUUCUAACUGUGAGAAGCAAUGGUGGAUUGAAUCAAAUGCGUGCUGGUAUAUCAGAUAUGGUGGCUGUGGCACACAUAAUGAAUGCCACCUUAGUGAUUCCUCAAAUGGAUAAGCGUUCCUUUUGGCAAGACUCAAGUACAUUUUCUGAUAUAUUUGAUGAGCUUCAUUUCAUCACAACAUUACAAGGAGAUGUGAGGAUUGUUAAAGAGCUUCCCAAGGAUUUGGAGUCUAUUCCUCGGGUGCGGAAGCACUUUACUUCCUGGUCUGGCAUGGGUUACUACAAAGAGAUGACACAGCUGUGGAAGGACUAUCAGGUGAUACAUGUUCCUAAAUCUGAUUCUCGACUUGCAAACAAUGAUCUACCUCCUGACAUACAGAGGUUGAGAUGCCGUGCAAUGUAUCAUGCACUCCGCUUCUCUGCCCCAAUUGAAAGCUUAGGAAAGAAGCUGGUGGAACGGCUCAGAUCGCAUCGAGGAAGAUAUAUUGCACUUCACUUAAGAUAUGAGAAAGACAUGCUUGCUUUUACUGGCUGUACUUAUGGUUUGACUGAUUCAGAAUCUGAAGAGUUGAGAAUAAUGAGGAAGAACACAAACCAUUGGAAGGUUAAGCAGAUAAACUCUACAGAACAGAGGAGGGGGGGCUUCUGUCCUCUAACUCCUAAGGAGGCAGCAAUAUUUCUUCAAGCUCUUGGUUAUCCUCCAUCUACACUAAUUUAUAUUGCAGCAGGUGAUAUCUAUGGUGGUGAUGCUCACCUUUUAGAGCUCAUGUCCCGUUUCCCAAAUUUAGUAUUGAAGGUUGAUCAGUUUGUUUAUGGCUCAAUGGGAGUGUCAAAAUAUUCUAAUGUUCUGAAAUCUACCACAAGGUGUCUUCUUAGUUGAUUUCUUAUUGAUGACAGGAAAAGCUGGCAACAGAGGAAGAGUUGAAACCAGUUGCCAAUCAUGCAUCUAAAACUGCAGCACUGGAUUACAUCAUUUCUAUAGAAAGUGACGUGUUCAUUCCAUCAUAUUCAGGUAAUAUGGCAAGAGCUGUUGAGGGGCACCGCAGAUUUUUAGGCCACCGCAAGACAAUCAACCCAGACAGCUGGUUCUAUUAUAUCGGUAGCCAUCAAAAGAACCUUUUCGAGUACUCAAUGGAAAUGUCGAUUCAUGGUCUCCCCUGAAUGUUGAAAACACUCUUGUACAUCUCUAUUACUAGCACCUCAUCCCAAUGUAUAUAAAAACAUUCCUAGCAUCUCAGCAUACCCAUCCUUCUUGUGCCCUUGAGGUUAUAUUUUGUUUCAAGCUCACACAACAAUAAGAAAAAAGUAUCUUUUGUCAUCCUAAACAUAUUAAAACAUCUUGCUUCCUGACCUUGAAAAAUAUCCCUCAACCUUUUUUCACCAGUUUGGUAAGAUAUCAUACAUGGUUGUUUGUAAAAUAUAUGUAUUAGCAUAAAUCUCAAUCAAGCAAGCACUAAUAA
Molecule: messenger RNA, 1881 nt
Organism: Rubroshorea leprosula
Lineage: Eukaryota; Viridiplantae; Streptophyta; Magnoliopsida; Malvales; Dipterocarpaceae
Source: the annotation of a GenBank genome assembly